UUGAUUUUUGGUCAUCAGAAGUAUUUUUAAAAAGUUAAUCAAUCAAAAGAACAAUCUAGGGGAAACAGACUUUUUUAUUAUAGCAGAUUCGCUGCAAACUAUUUGUUUUAGAACAGUAUAAUAAAACCAACUGGAUGCUUGAGGAAAUGAAUCAGAACUAUAACAGCUCUCAUCCCUUGAGAUGCUCUGAUUGGCUGACACAUUAUUUCCUUCAGGAUCUCCUUUGCGCAAAGGUUGCCUUUGCAUGUCAAUACUGUCUAUUUACAGCAACAAUAUAGGCCUAUACACAUAUUCACAAAUAGCCUAGCUCUUUAUACAGUUUAUUUAGAGAGUACUGCAGAUUCAUACCCAAGACAGUCUAAAUCACUACUUUAAUCAUAAAGUCAACUCGAACCACACAUAAACGACCUAAAGUGUUCACGCUGGCACCUCAGAACCUCACAGGCGUGUUAUGCUGUUGUGUCUUCAUUGCAACAUCCUGUCCUUUAUUCACAAAACAGUCACAGACAAGUGUCUCAGCAGCUAAUUCAAAACUCAUUAGAAACAAGCAAUUGCAGGGCGGACUCCCAAAGGGAUGCAGCUUUCUAAUCAACGUUCCCUAUCCUGCAAAGCCCAUCCAACGGGGCGGCUCAUAACUAACGUUUCCACAGAGAAAUUAAACCGAGGCGUCAUUAUGAAAGGAGAUGCUCCUCUGAUGAUUUCAUUACAACAGUACCAUAUGUUUCAUGGUAUAUUAUAGAUAUUGAUAAUGCUAUAGCAUUUCGUCUUGGUUAAGUUGUGCCAUUUCUUCUCAUUUUAAAGAAACAAAAGCAAUAAUUAACUGAACGCUCAGGCAAAAUGGGUCAAACUUCAUGUGGACCUACUAUCUUUUUUUUUUUUUUUUUUUUUUUUUAUAAAGAAGGCAGUUUUAUGCAAAGAGAUUUUAUGUCAGUGAGUUUAAAUGUAGAUCAAGUCUCACUUAAAGGAAUAGUUCACCUAAAAAUGAAUAUUUUGUCAUCAUUUACUCACCCUUAUGUUGUUCCAAACCUGUAUGAGUUUCUUUUGAACACAAAAGUAGAUAUUUUGAAGAAUGUUGGUAACCAGACAUUUGAUCCCAUUGGACCCCAUUGACUCCCAUAAUAUUUUUUUCCUAUGGAAGUCAAUGGUUUGACUACCAACAUUCUUUAAAAUAUCUUAUUUUGUGUUUAACAGAAGAAAGAAACUCAUACAGGUUUGGAACAACUUGACGGUAAGCGAUGACAAAAUUUUCAUUUUCAGGUGAACUAUCCCUUUAAAUCUUUGGCUCCUCAGGAAAUCACCUCAGAUGUCUUUCAGAAGAGAUUUCAAACUGUGCUCAGAUUUGUCAAGAUAAUCUGCAAUCAAAAUACAAACUCAAACAUCUCAGAUCAAAUUCUUCCAAAAUCAAACUAUUCGAGAUAUUCUAACCACAUAUACACUCACUGUAUGUGCAAACAAUGUUCUCAUUAGUGCUUACUUGCAAUUAUUUUACGUUAAUUCAAGAAGAAACAAAACAAGACAAAGUUAAUAUUGUCGUGAAACAUAACGGAGAACUCUUGAGCAAUAAUAAUGUCUUUUGGGAUGCCGGUGUGUGUGUGUGUGUGUCCGUGUGUGUUCAGCGAUUACGCAUCUCGCGCGCGUCCCCGGUGGCGCAGAGCGUGUACGGAGUCAUCCCGCUGCUGUAGGCGGGGGCGAGCCCCUUUGCCCGUCAUAUUAAUGUGCUUUCCCGCUAUUCUAGUCCAUGAAACAGCACGCAAGUAUUGGCUCUUGUGUUGUCCUUCGUUUGCAAACAGUGGACAGGAACUUAACCCGUCUGUAUUGACAGCUGCUGAAGUCCUAUACAAUGACUCGUCGAAAGCAGGCGAAGCCCAGAUCUUUGAAAGGUCAAGAUGACAGGUUAAAUACAAAGGAAGAUGGCGUGAUUUUGGGGAAGAAACGUUGCUUCUUGGAAAGGAGAAAAGAAAGGGAUGAGGAGAGUGAACAACAUGGGCAGGAGAGGGAUGAAGGUGCUGAAGAACAUGAGAGUGCAAACAUACAGCAAUCAGAAUGCAAACCGACGUACUGCCAUGGUUCAGCAAAUCAUAAUGUUGGGGAAGAUGAAAUAUGUUGUUUAGCAUCUCUUUCCUCUGCUGACCAUGAAGAUAGAUGCGAACUUGGAUUCAAGGAAGCCACACAUAGAGAUCAUCAGAGACUGUGCAGGAGGGCAAACACCCCUUUGCUUGGAAAUAGUUCAGUACCUCUCAAAAUAUCCCAAACGGAUAUCAGCAGUGAGAGCCCCACAAAAAGCAAACAGGGCUUGAGUAAUCAGUAUGAACAGGGUAGUGCUAUGUCCUCCCGACAUCUCUCUCUUGUGGGGGAAUCUGGGAAAAAACAACCUCGAAAUUUUCCUUCACAAGAUCAAUCAAGCUUCUCAAUGGCAGAAUGCACUUGUGCAACCUCACACAUCUCCAGUCCAGCCACUCCAAAUGCUGCAGAACUGGCUCCUUGUGUAGAAAAGAGAAAGUCUCAGUUUGUCUCAAACAGUUGUUUAGGAAUCUCCAAAAAGCUCAAGGUUUUCAAUAAUUGUGUUCAUUGUCACAUGGACCCUAGAGCACGUCCACAGACCCAACUCAAGGACAAUGAAAUCCACUCAAGCUCUGAGACUUUUCCAUCCGAACUAAAGGAGCACCAGAAAGAGGCUAAUGUGAUGCUAGGACACUCCGUGUUGCUUGAAGCCGCAAUCACAGCGGCUGUUCAGACGGUUCUUCAGUGUAGCUUCUGUCCCACAUCUUUAAAGGACCUGAAAGCUCUUCAAGAGCACGUUCGCCAAUCACACAACUCGGCUUUAAUCGAGAGCAACGUCUUUUUCUGCUCGCAGUGCUUCCGAGGAUUCCUGACAAAGGACACGCUAGAUAAUCAUGUGCAGCAGACACACUGUAAAAACCAGAGCCUGAAACUUGAUCCAGAUGCGGAAGAACCAGGAGAAAGGAAGUCUUUGCAAUUCUGUCCAUACUGCGCCCAUUUUCCUACGUUUAGCAGUAAGAUAAAACUGACGCAGCAUAUCAAAAAGACACACAAGAACUUGAUGAACCUUAAAGAGGGAAGGAGGACAAUGAGUUCACCCCAGUCAAUCAAGAGUCUGGCUAAAAAAACUAGCCAUGGUGUAUUACCCUCAACCGACUUCGUCUGUGACCACUGUGGGGCUAAAUACACCAAUUUGGAUCUGUUUCAAACUCACUUGAGUUCCCACCUUAAGAGUAUGCUUCCAAAACUCACGUGUCCAGAGUGUUUCAAGGAUUUCCCAAACCAGGAAUCUUUUAAGGAACACACAGUGUCUCAUUUUAGCAAUUCGUCUACGCUCUACAUCUGUGAGAGCUGCAGUAAGUCCUUCACCAGCGUCAAAGACUUACACGGGCACCUACUUGAGAUGCACACCGUUGUGUUUUACAGAUGCUCCCUCUGCCAGCAGGUGUUCGACUCUAAGGUGUCUAUUCAGGUUCACCUGGCCUCUGAGCACAGUAACAAGAGAACCACGUUCCACUGUACAUCGUGCGAAUGGGACUUCAAGCAAGAGCAAGACUUGCACCUGCAUGUCAAACAGAAACAUCUUGACAAACAAUGCAAGAUGUACUGUUGCAUCUUCUGCGCAGAGUCCUUUACCACAGACAUCGAGUUGCAGUGUCAUAUCACAACACAUAGCGACAAAUGCAGUCCCUGCGUCUGUACCAACACCAGAUCUCCCCUCGAGGUCGAGAAACUCUGUGCCAAGAGUGCUGAAGGUAACAACGUGACCCCUCCACCUGUCUCCGAACCAGUUGCCAAGGACAGCGCUGGAAUGCUGCCAGUGAAUAGUGAAAUAAGAGUCGGUAAGGUGGAAUCGCUGUUCAGCCCCCCUACCGAAAGCAAAGGAAAGGCAAAUCUGAACGAUCCUAUGUUUGCCUGUGAAAUCUGUGGUGCUUCUUACACCAUGCAGUCCUUGCUCGCCAACCACCAGCUGCGAGAUCACCACAUCCAGCCCGGGGAGAGUGGCACUCUCAAGCGCAAAGUGGAGGCAAUCCAAGGGAGCCACAAAUGCAAAGACUGUUCCAAGACCUUCUUCACUGAGAUGGCACUGUGGGAGCACGUCCAGACUCAUCUAGGCCCCACCAAGCACUGCCAAUGCCCCAUCUGUGGAGAGCGCUUCCCUUCCCUGCUAACUCUGACUGAACACAAGGUCACCCACAGCAGGAGCUUGGACACGGGCAACUGCCGCAUCUGCAAGCUUCCUCUUCACAGUGAGGAGGACUUCCUGGAACACUGUCAGAGGCACCCAGACCUGCACAACUCGCUGACAGGCUUCCGCUGUGUCGUGUGCAUGCAGACUGUCACCUCCACUCUUGAGCUGAAAAUUCAUGGAACUUUCCACAUGCAGAAGGUCCAGGGUGAUGAUCUGAUCAGCAGCUGCAUGGAUCCCUCCAGCCUUAAUCCUGACCUUAAAAUCUCCUCAAGUGUUGCUCAGCAGGAAACAGUCACUAUGAAUGUCAGUACUUUUGAGCAUAGACUCCGAGACAGUAAGACUGGCAUUUCUGUAGUCAACUGUUGUUCGGCUACGGCACUCAUUCCAGAGGAGAGAAACAAUAAGAACACUCUCACCCAGACCACAACAGUUUGAGCUAAUCCUAAAUAAAGGACAUCAUUUAAAAAAGGACAAGAUAUGUACACUCUAACAAAAUGCUGGGUUAAAAAAGGUUGAAAAUGCACAAACCCAGCGACUGGGUUGUUUUAACCCAGCAGUUGAAUUAAACAUGCUGUGUAGUUUUAUUUAACUCAACUAUUGUUUAAAAAUUAAUAUGUGGCUGGCAUAAAAUGCACCCAAAAUAGAUUGGAAAUUAAAAAUCAGACACAUAAUUACUAGAGGCCACAAUAAUAAUCAAAAGGUGAACAUUUAUUAAUAAGCAAUUUAAUAAAUGUUUGUUUAAUUAUUAUUCAUUUAUUAAACAUUAAUAAAUGUUAAUUUCCAACCUACUUUUGGUUCAUUUUAAGCAAGCAAUACAGUAAUUUUUAAACAAUAGUUGAUUUAAAUAAAACUACCCAGCAGGUUGGGUCAAACAUUUAACCCAACCGCUGGAUCUGUCCAUUUUCAACCCAACUUGUGUUCAUCUCAAAUUUGGGUCAAAUAUGGACAAACUAGGCCGUUGGGUUACCUUUUUUUUUUUUUUUUAUAAAAAGUUUAACCCAACGGUUGGGUUUGUCCAUAUUUGACCCAAAUUUGGGGUAAAACAACCCAGCAUUUCUUUGAGUAUACACUCUAAAAAAUGGUGGGUUAAAAACAACCCAAGUUGGGUUAAAUAUGGACAAACCCAGCGAUUGGGUUAAAUGUUUGCCCAACGUGCUGGGCAGUUUUAUUUAACUUAACUAUUGUUUAAAAAUGACUAAAUUACUAAAACAACAUAAUUUCUGGGUUUGUCCAUUUUCUACCCAACUUGGGUUGUUUUUACCCAACAAAAUGCUGGGUUGUUUCAACCCAAAUUUGGGUCAAAUAUAGACAAACCCAGCCGUUGGGUUAAGUUUUUAAAUUAAAUUUUUAACCCAGUGGUUGGGUUUGUCCAUAUUUGACCCAAAUUUGGGGUGAAACAACCCAGCAUUUUUUAGAGUGUACUUUUCUGAUUGUUUGUGUACUGGAGUACUUGUACAUUAUAUUAUGUAUUUAGGCCCUGAAUGCGUGAAGACAUGUUUCGGAGAGGCUGUUUUCUCACUUAAAAGCAGUUUUCUUGUUUGAGAUGCUUUGCAAAUGACUAAUUCUCCCAAGUGCAAGGCUAAUCUUCACUGGACACUUUUGAGGUUCUGAACUCAGAUUUACUGCCAUAUUUGGAUCAUUUCCUCUCUCUUUGUUAAGAUAAAUCCUUGUGUUAAGAAAUGGAACUGGAUCUUUGUGGAUCUAGACAGUAAUGAGUUACUGAUGAGUGAAACUGCAGAUGCGCAGAGGGGCACAAAAGAGGAUGAGAUGUGGGCAGUGGGACUCGAUGUUCUGAGGGAGAGAGUCAUUAGCAGUGUUUAAUCUAAUUGAAAUCUGAGCAGGCCUCUUGGUAAACUUUAUGGAUUAGAUGUAGGGCUUUUGGACAAUGACAUCUGAUAAUCACAAAAGAGUUGUAAUGUUAUGUAUUUUUAUUUUGUAUUAUGUCUUUUUAGUAAAAUACCUUCAUCUCUGCCUUUUUUUUUUUUUUAAUAUAAUUUUGACUCCCAAUUUAAACUGUCUUGUUAGUUAUAUCUGUACAUGAUGUUCUAUUGCAAAAAAAAAGUAAAUUGUGUUUAUGAGUCAAUGUGCAUGUGUGUAAGUGGUGUGUGUGUGCAUUUUCAGGUCUCCACACUCUAAAAAAUGCUGGGUUAAAAACAACCCAAGUUGGGUUAAAAAUGGACAAACCCAGCGGUUGGGUUAAAUGUUUGACCAACCUGCUGGGUAGUUUUAUUUAACUCAACUAUUUAAACUAUUAUUUAACUUGUUUAAAAAUGACUGUAUUGCUUGCUUAAAAUGAACCCAAAGUAAGUCGGAAAUUAACAUUUAUUUAUGUUUAAUAAAUUAACAUUAUGAAUAUGAAGUUUAAUGAAUAAUAAACAUUUAUUAAAUUGCUUAUUAAUAAAUGUCCACAUUUUGAUUAUUACUGUUGCCUCUAGUAAUUAUGUCUGAUUUUUAAUUUCCAACCUAUUUUGGGUUCAUUUUAAUCCAACCAUAUAGUCAUUUUUAAACAAUAGUUGGGUUACAUAAAACUGCCCAGCAUGUUAGGCAAACAUUUAACCCAACCGCUGGGUCAAAACAACCCAACUGUCCAUUUUCAACCCUACUUUAGGGUUGUUUUUAACCCAGCAUUUUUGUUAGAGUGUAUUGUUGAUUAAAAAAAAAAGAUAAGAAAAACACUAUCAUAUUUUUGGACUAAUGCAGUUUAACAAUGAUUUUCUUAGUCUUCAGUAGAACAUUUAUAAAAUCAUAAAUUAAAACUACUGAUUAUGACAAUAAUAAAAUGAAAUAAGUUGUUCUGUUAGAAAAAAAAUGUUUUAACAUUUCUUAGCUCCUUAAAUUAUUAUUAUUAUUAAAGUAUUAUUAUUAUUUUUCACUUGAUACUAAACCUUGUUACCAUACUUGACAAUAAUACAUCUGGGCCAUAAAUUUUUACCUUUAGGGGACCAAUGACUUACUUUUGGGCUUUAUUAGGGGUGAAACUGAAUGGCAGGAUUUUACGUCCUCAUUACUAAAGUGUUUGUGCAUUUGUGUAACUAUUUAUUAGCAGUACAACCUCCCAUUUCAUGAACAAAUGAUUUCAUCUUUAAAAAUGUAUCUAAAUAUAUGCAAUGCAGCACAAAGUGAUGUUUGUGCAUGUUUCUGAGAUUGGAAAUAAGGUAAUAGAGCCAUGUGAAGCUGGAAGCCACCAGGACAAACUGAGCACUACCUCAUUUGGAAAUACCCCUCAAUCACCAUGACAGCAGCUGGGAUUUGACCACAGACACAGGAAGGAAAAGAGACAUAAUUUUGGGCACAGCUGUGCUGUAAAAAAAAUGCAUUUGUCAGAAACAUUAUAUUAUAAUAUUAUUAAUACACCCAGCCAUAUGAGUGCAGGGAGUUAAAGAAUCUGUAAAAACUAUAAAAAGUCUGUAUCAGAAACAUGACGGGGUUAAUGAAGGGUCUGCUCCAGUCUCAUUAUUUAUUAUCGUAAUACAAAUGCUGAUGAUUUUUUAUUUUCAUGCUAUGGAGACGAGUGAUCAUCCCAGAAAAUACAAGUUUGAAUGAAAACAUGAACUUGGUUUUCCUUUUGUGUGUCCAGGCUUUAGGCCAAGAUAAAGUCGGCUGUGAAAACAUGAUGCCGGGUAAUGCCCAGACCAUCUGUCAAUGAGUGUCUCUCGAGUGGGUCGAGUGAGAGGAGAAAUGGCAAAAAAAACGGUGCAGUAGAGUUUUUAAGGUUGCGGGGUUAUAGAGUGUUACUGGCACAGAGACGGCUAAUAUUGAGUUCGAACAACUUAACAUUUUUAAUUCUACAAAACCUGGAUUCUCCAUUUAAAGAUGCAUUAAGUACAACACGGUGAAGUGCCAGAAGUGCAAAUUUGUCUUAUUCUUACAGAGAUAAGAGUGAAAGUAAAUCUAGAGCUGAACUGCUAUCUAGAAAAAAUAGAGCUGACUAAGAUCCUUCAUGUUCGGUCAGGCCUGCUGUCCAGGUGCACUCCCAAGAAAUUUUAGGUCUGUGCCAUGUCAACAUCCUCCCGGGAUGGAAACUGGGGUGAAAGGUUUCUCUUCCUACCGAUGUCCAACAUCAUCACCUUGUUUUUUUUUUUUCCACAUUGCGUCACCAAUCAUUCCUCUGUGCUCUCCCUUCUCUUCACGUCUCACAUAUCCAACAAUCCCAUAUCCCCUGAGUACUUCUGCAAACAACACCAAUGACGGUUUUAUCCAAUGAUGAUUUAACAGAAAGAGUAAACAAGAAGGGAUGCUCCCUUGGGGAUGGGAUCCAGUAUAAACUGCCCACUCACAAACAGGUGAAAAAAAAGUCAGUUUUUAUUUACACAAAAGAAGGUAUUUUGAAGACUGUAACCAAACAGCUGAUGGACCCCAAAAAAAUACUAUGGAAGUCAACGGGGUCCAUCAACUGUUCUUCUUCAAAAUAUCUUCUUUUGUGUUCAACAGAAGAAAGAAAUUCAUACAGGUUUGGGACAACUUGAGGAUGAGUAAAUGAUGGCAGAAUUUUUGGGUGCACUAUCCCUUUAAAUACAUGACUGCAAGGUAAAAGUGGGACAGCACUCCCCCCUAUUGGCUGAAUAUGUGACAGUACAGCAUCAGUCUCACAAUUAGUUUGUUUUUAAAUGGAUUUUAACUAUGUUUAAAUAGUUAAAAAUGUUGUUGUUAAAAAUGUACUGGCACUGUUGUACAGCCUAUUUUUGAUUCUAUGGUGUAAUUUAGCUUACACUAUUAUGUCACAAUACAUUUUAAUUGGCAUAUUUGAAUUUGAUUUGCAAUAAGCUCAUAUGAAAUGUUGCAGCAUUUUCAAAGAACAUCUACAGGUUUAGCGGAAAGAGCGGGAACGCAUUAAAAUCAAUGAAAAAGCCUUUUAUAGGCUAUAGUUUCGCAUGUUCACAUCAUGACCAGCAGGUGGAGGUGCGAGAUUAUGUGUAAAUACGAAUGUGUGUGAACGUAGAUGUCUUUAAUAUACAUGUUUUACAUACUACGUCUCGACGUUGUGAAGCUUCUGGUUAAAUACGUCAGCAGUUCGACGGUUUUCCUCCCCCCGUCUCCCACUCGAGCCUCGAUGGGUGAGGUCUUGUUGUCAGCACCGCCUGAUAUGGCUCCUGCAGUCAGCUGUUUCCCGUUAUGUCCCAUUAUUCCCACAGACUUACCUGUUUCAGGAUGUUCGUGCCAAAAUACAGUUAAAGGAAUAGCAGGCGUGCCAUUACACUGACAGUAAUUUGGCGCGUCCCUGAGUGUGCACGCAUGCGCACAGUGAAUAAGAAAAAGAAAAAAAGCUAUUUUUUUUUUUUUAAAUUAAAGGGUUAGUUCACCCAAAAAUGAAAAAUAUCCCAUAAUUUACUCACCCUCAGGCCAUCCUAGGCUUAUAUGACUGUCUUCUUUCAGUCAAACACAAUCGGAGUUAUAUUAAAAAAAAAUUCUGGCUCUUCCAAGCUUAUAAUAGGAGUGAAUAGUAAUCGAGAUUUUGAAGUCCAAAAAAGCACAUCCGUCAAUCAUAAAAGUAAUCAACACGACUUCAGGAGGUUAAUAAAGGACUUAUGAAGCAAAGUAAGAAAAAUAUCCAUAUAUAUAACUUUAUAAACAAGAAUCACUGGUUAAUAAAGGGUGUCAACUCAACCAGAGGUCCCUGGCUCAAAUUUCUGAUUUUGUUCAUAUUUUUUUUUUCUGUAGAAAGACAAACAUAAAUAGUGAUGAAAGCCAAAAUAUUAAAUGUCACAGAUGUAUGUUUACUGAGUAAUCCACCAUUUUGUAGAGGGGGGUCAAAAUUACCAUUUUUACCUGAGAUUUGGAGACAAAUUACAGGGGUGUAAAAUGACUUUAGAAAGAUGGCAGCAACAUUAUUUUAUUUUUACACAGAGAGUGGUAGAGCUAUUAGUAAAAUCUGUUGACUUUAGCAAUCUUUGUUUCAUCAUAUGCCAACUAUGACAGUUCAAAAAUGGCAAAAGCACUUCUUGUGUGUUUUUUUGCCUCAAGCUUGCAUGCCUGUAACUCAGGAAGUAUUAAAGAUGUCUUAAUAUUCUUUCAGAUUCUGGUUCUUAACAAACUUUCCUUUUGGUAUGUUCAUUUUAAAGGCCCUCGAUGGUUCAAUCCCAGAGAUAUGGAGAUCUUAAUGCGGCUCUAUGAGUAAAUUGGUAAAAUAUACACAUUUUCAGAGGUCAAAAACCAAAUGUGGGUCACUUUGCAAACAGCUGAUAUUUUUUUUUAUUUUAAAGAGGAAUAUCUAAAGAACAAAUAAUGUUAAAACUCAUUUUUUUUUCUAUAAUCUCAAUGGCAUAGAACAUACCUGUCCGAGUGCCAUAAAUAUAAUUUUUCUAAAGUCGUCAUGCCUGUAACUCAAAUUAUUCAAGAUAUCUUAAUAUCCUCCUAAAUUCUCAUUCUUAAUAAACUUUCCUUUUAAAAUCUUAAUUUUCAAAGCCCUAUAUAGUAAAUUAUGGGAUAAUGUUCAUUUUUGGGUGAACUGCAAGGUAAAAUGGUCAAUUCAGACGUUGAACCCUGUAUUUUAAAGAAAUAAAAAAAACAUUACUUAUAAAAAAUAUAUAGAUAUUACACUAAUGACGGGCAUGAAAUAGUCUUAUGGUAGGUGAUGUAUUUUGAAUGAAAAGUUCACGACACUAAAAUAUAUGGUUUUGAAAGGUGAUCCCAUGGGAGAGAGUGAUGAAUUCCCACAGACAGUUAGGUAGAUCUAAGGACUGAGUGCCUGAAUACAGGAUGUUUCUGUAGAGCCUUCCUUUGUUAAUGCAUUAGUAAUUCACACACUUCAUGAAACAUAUCAAGAGGGAUACUCUGAAAGAAAGAAAGAGACAAAAGGAAAUGGCUUUAAAGGAAAAACUCAAACUCUGGAAAUCUGUUAUAGAUUUGUAAAGAACUACAGUAGGCCUAGAUCAAUGUAAUAUAGGCCAAACAAUGGCACUGCCAUAUUUACUAUAUGUAGUCUGCAGAAUAAAGAAGUCUUUUCUGAAUUUCCGUUGUUAACCAUCUUCCACAGAAACAGUUUAUUUCACACAUUUGAUGUGAAUAGUUUUGUAUAGUGAUGAGAGAUGUGUUAAGUGGUCAUGCUUUCAUGACGUCUAGACUAGAUUACUGUAAUGCAUUACUAGCUGGUUGUCCUGCUUCCUCAAUAAACAAGCUACAAUUAGUACAAAAUGCAGCUGCUAGAGUUCUUACCAGGUCAAGAAAAUAUGAUCAUAUAACACCAAUUUUAUCAUCUCUUCACUGGUUACCUAUUAAGUUCCGUAUCGAUUAUAAAGUACUGCUAAUGACCUAUAAGGCUCUAAGUGGUUUAGCUCCUGUGUACUUAACCGACCUUUUAUCGCCCUACAAUCCUUCACGCUCUUUAAGAUCACAAAACUCUGGACUUCUGGUUGUACCUAGGAUAGCUAAGUCCUCUAAAGGAGGGAGAGCGUUUUCACAUUUGGCUCCUAAACUCUGGAAUAGCCUUCCUGAUAAUGUUCGGGGCUCAGACUCGCUCACCCAGUUUAAAUCUAGAUUAAAGACGCAUCUCUUUAGCCAAGCAUUCACAUAAUCCAUCUCAUAUCAGAUCAAUUGCACAUGACUAUCUUUGCUUAAUGUUAUGAACAGCAGCUAUGCUAAUUAUUCUCCAUUUGCUUUUCUGUUUUACCUCGGGACGCCCGUCCCGAGGUGACUAGAGAGUACAUCAGUUUCAGUUUGGAUCCAGCCUCUUAAGAAGACCUCAGAUGACUAAAACUUUGGAAGAGACGGCGCCAACUCCUGCGAUGACUUCAGAAGAUGCAACAUCUGGAUCAACACGCACAUUCACAUUCUAUAAAUCCUAAUUAUUGUUAAUAUGUAAUUCAUUUUUCCAGGAGCUCUUUGCUUCUACCUCCAAUUACAUUGUUAACAGUGAUUGUAUGUUAAUCGCCUAAAUUAUUACAUUAUUAGCUAACUGCAGUCUCCAAAUUGUAAUGUUGACAUGCAUUCUCUGUAAAGCUGCUUUGAAACGAUAUGUAUCGUGAAAAGCGCUAUACAAAUAAAUGUGAAUUGAAUUGAAUUGAAACUGAGGCAGUGCGACUGCUAUUUACCAGCCAGAUGACCAGUGCUUCACAACAGGGGCGGGUCCUACUGGGCUUAUUGUUUGCUAUUGGCUGAGGACAGCUGCUGGCUACUUAAUUAUUCAUUGAGGGAAGGGCCAAUUAGGAACUUAUCUUGGACACUGAGUUAAUUAUUCAGGAAAGACAUACCAGAUGACCAUGUGUUUGUCUGGCUUGUAGCUUUUGCAUUAAAGAAUUUUGUUACACUCAAAAGUGUGAAGGA
Molecule: messenger RNA, 12451 nt
Organism: Ctenopharyngodon idella (grass carp)
Lineage: Eukaryota; Metazoa; Chordata; Actinopteri; Cypriniformes; Xenocyprididae
Product: zinc finger protein 521
Exons: 3
Coding region: 1841-4627 (928 amino acids)
Biological process (GO): regulation of transcription by RNA polymerase II
Cellular component (GO): nucleus
Molecular function (GO): RNA polymerase II transcription regulatory region sequence-specific DNA binding; DNA-binding transcription factor activity, RNA polymerase II-specific
Source: RefSeq, a predicted model, not a curated record